AUGGCAGAUGACCCCACUAUUAAUGGUUUAGAACUUCAACUUAACGCUGCAGAAGAGCAUGCGACAGCUUUAACAGAAGAGGCUUUACAGAAUCAGGACUUGCACUAUAAGGAAGUUGUGGAGCAGCUUAAACGCAGCGUAGAGCAGCUGGUUGAAGACAACGAGUCCCUUUUUACCGCUGUUGACCUACCUCCAGAGGUUGACCCCACAUGUAUAUCGGGCAGAAUACUUGAUCUCGCUCAACUAACCCAACAACUCAAGAGCACACAUCUACAGCAGGAGACACUUGAUAACUUCUUGCGCUAUACAAUUUCGUCUACGGACAUCUUGCAACUAGAGUCAGAAAGCGAUGAGCGCUACGCAUCAGUAUCAAGAGCUGUGAGCCAACUUCAAGAUAAUGAUAUUAUACAGCUGGACUCUGAGGUGGACCAGAUCAAACAGGAUAUAAGGAAAGCUGGACAAACAAUUGCAGACCAGCGUGAAGCACUAAAUGAGCUAUGCCUCGAAACAGGUAACCUUGCGGAUGAAUGUCACACAUUGUUGAGCGAGCUAGAGGAAGCCACGCGUACUCGAGAAAUGGUCGAAAAGCAGGCGGCUGUUGAGGUCACUAACGACCAUCCUGUAGAAGAGAUGUAUGCAAGCUGGCAGUCGCUAAAGGAAGAACUUCAACAAGAGUCUCAUCUUCGUCGGCAUUUAAAUCAACUCAAGCAGUCUAAAGCAUCAUUGGAAGCCAUUUUGGGUACUAAAAACGGAAAUGAACACAAAGAUACCAACGUCAUGCAGGAAUAUGCAUCUUAUGAUGCCUUUAUUAGGUUUUGGAUUAGUAAAUUUACCAACAAGGAGAUGGAAAACCUAGAAGUAUUUCCAAGGUCAAACAAGUUUCAGUUUACUCAUAGAGGAACCGACGUGGUUAUCUCAUUGGGACCUCGCGGAAUCUCCCGUGUUGAGCUUUAUGGAAAAGGAAUUCCCCUUGAAAAAAUAGCAGCCGCCAGAAAAGAUGUAAACGAAGAAGCUAGUAGGGGAGAGGAGCUCUACAUGUCUAUCAACCGGAUUAUAGAUAAAAUUAAGGAACACACAACAGUUUCAUGA
Molecule: messenger RNA, 1089 nt
Organism: Lachancea thermotolerans CBS 6340
Lineage: Eukaryota; Fungi; Ascomycota; Saccharomycetes; Saccharomycetales; Saccharomycetaceae
Gene: KRE28
Product: Kre28p
Exons: 1
Coding region: 1-1089 (362 amino acids)
Cellular component (GO): chromosome, centromeric region
Source: RefSeq, a predicted model, not a curated record